This is a messenger RNA of Ananas comosus (pineapple), 1767 nucleotides long. RefSeq lists its product as uncharacterized. The record is from RefSeq and is a predicted model, not a curated record. The transcript is spliced from 3 exons. Gene Ontology annotation, biological process: regulation of DNA-templated transcription; chloroplast organization. NCBI's taxonomy places the organism in Eukaryota, Viridiplantae, Streptophyta, Magnoliopsida, Poales, Bromeliaceae. Bases 273 to 1409 code for a protein of 378 amino acids. Gene Ontology annotation, cellular component: chloroplast. Gene Ontology annotation, molecular function: double-stranded DNA binding.
UUAUAGUCACCUAUUUGAGGCUAUCACUAUGUGAAGAGAGAUGUAUUGUCUGCUUGGCCACCCUCGUGGCUGCUAAAAGAGGGUGGCCGCUAAAAGAUGUAUCAGAACUGAGUACGAUUUCGCAGUUUGGUUUGGACGAACUACACGCCCCGGUGAUCAUAGGCCGAGGACGAGGACGGCGAACACAAUUACACAAAACCCUUCCCCAAACCCUCCGAAGGACAAAACUAAAAAAAGAAAGGAAAAGAAAAGAAAAAGGUGUAGUACGUACGAUGCUCAACUCCAUUCGCCAUCGCCAUCGCCUCCUCAGGCCCCCUUCUUCUCCACAUGGUCUCGCCUUCCUCUUCCUCAAAUCCCUCUCCUCCACCACCUCCUCCGUCGCCCCCCACUCCCAAACCCUAACCUUCCUCAUCGAUUCCUGUGACUUGUCCCCCGAAUCCGCCAUUUCCGCGUGCCAGAAGCUGCGCUUCAAGAGCACCGAGAACCCUAGCGCCGUCCUCCGCCUCCUCCGCGACUACGGCCUCGGCGAAACCGACGUCUCCAGGAUCGUCUCCAGGCACCCGUCCGUGCUCUCCUUCGACUCCCGCAGGAUCCUCAGGCCGAAGAUCGAGGCUCUCCGCAGCUUCGGCUUCUCCGGCGAGUCGCUGGUGCGCGUCCUCACCGUCCAACCCGUGCUGCUGACGCGGAGCCUGGAGAGCCACAUCGUCCCCUGCUUCACCUUCCUCCGCACCCUCCUCGCCGCCGCCGACGGCGACAUCGUCUCCGUCUUCACCCGCAACCCCCAGGUUCUCAACGCCGACCUCAACAAGUCCAUCUUGCCCAUCCUCGCCGUCCUCCGCAAGCACAACCUGCCCGAGGAGAGAAUCUCUAGGCUCGUCAAGAUCCAUCCCAGAGUGCUCAUUCUCUCGCUCCGCCGCGUGAACGAGAUCGUCGACCAGCUUAAGGCCGCCGGGGUCCUGCCGUCCGAUCUGGCCUUCAUCUACGCGUUCCGCGUGGUCGCCGCACAGAAGAGCGCGAGCUGGGACCGGAAGGUGGCGGCCUUCGAGAGCUCCGGGCUCUCGGCGGCGGACGUCGCUUCGUCGUUCCGGAGGCACCCCUGGGUCAUGCUGACGUCCGCGGAGAAGAUACGGCGAAGCCUCGAGUUUUUUCUCCGCCGGCUGAAGCUCGCCCCCGACGACAUCGUUCGGCAUCCGAUUCUCCUCAAGUUCAGCCUGGAGAAGAGGAUCCUUCCCAGGUGCGCCGUGAUGAGCCUUCUUAAGAGGAAGGGGAAGUUGGAAGAGAGCGCGAGUGUCGUCCGGGCGCUGCUGGUGACCACGAGCUCAUUCUUGAAGAGAUAUGUGGUGAGGUAUCAGGAUGAUGUUCCUGCGGUUCUCAAGGCUUACAACGGCGAAAUCAAAUUCAAUGGAUGAUUGGGAAAUCGAUCGAAGUAGGAUGCUCGAAUUUAACUCUUAGGACGGCAAUGGUAAGAGAAUCGCCGGCAAGCACUCACUCUCUUGUACGAGGUAAUGAGCUUUUAAGCAUUUGCAGUUUGCAAGGAUCUUCCUUGUCUCCGAUUAGAAGCUUAACACCUCUUUUGUGCUGCUUACAUAGUACGCCGAACAAUUCUUGAUGCGUUAAUAGAGAAGCAACUAGCUAGCUAGGAAUCCAAAAUGUUUAUCUCGGAUUAAAAGUCUUAGAUCGUGGCCCAAUUGCAAAUUGUAACACCUGAUGUUCAAAAGGUUGAAAUUUCCUACUUAAUUUAUACGCUGGUUUAUCGUCUUCAGUUCA